CACUCACAUGAUAGCAAACCCUCAACCAUUUUGCCUUAAGAAAUAAGAUUAAAAAACGACGACGACGGAGCAUGCACAAGUCGGAUCAAAUUACUCAUGUGACAAAUAAAAUCGUGAGGUCAUCAGAUAAAAGACAUGGUUAUAGCAGAAUAUAAACAUGCAAUCGUCUUUCUCUUUUUGUCUAUCGUUUUAUGGUUAAAAUCUUCAAUCGCGAAUCACACAGAAAGCGUUACAACUGCUACUGUAAAUCAUCUCAAUUCAAUAUUGACACACAAGAGCACUGAAGAAAUGGAAAUUAUAGAUCAUAAUGAGUCAGAGCCUUGGGUCUUAAUCACAAUAAUUGCAACUACAAUUGCAGCUUUCUUUGCAAUUGUCAUUCUCUUAAUUAUAUGUGUUUAUAAAAGACGACGCAGUGAAAGAAUUGAAAGGGAUAGAAAUCUGUCAUAUAAUAAUAUGAAUUAUGAAAGUACAGUGAAAUUUAGAGAAGAAUUGGAACAAGAAGGUGUUGUAUUAAACAGUGUAAAAAGUUCAGCAGCACCUGAUGUACAGAAGGCGAAAAAUAACGCGAGAAAUGAAUCUGGUUAUGAGCGCGUUGAUUUACCAAGUGACUUACCAUCAUCUAAAAGACAUUACGAAAACGUUACUCCUCGAAAUUUUAAACAUCCUUGUGAUAAAUCUCACCAAAAUAAUCAACAAUAUGAGAAUGUUUUUCCCGUGUCAAAGAAAGAAAGUGAUGCAGCUAAGACACCUGUUGGUCGUUAUGAGGAAGUUUUCUUGGAUUCAUCGACUGUCAUGACGAAAAAUGGUGAUGGGAAAAGGAGCAACGAUCAGUACUAUGAGAAUGUUGAAUUAAAAAAAAAAUGAGAAUAGCCCAUCUUUAGUUGAUUGUUCAGAGUUGUAUAUGUCUUUCUUUGGGAUAAUUUUUUGAUUUAAGUCGAAGUUCUAGGGAAAAUAUAAAAAUCGCAGUUUAUCAAACACUGUGGCUAGCGUGUAACCUGGGUGUGAAAUACCUUCAGCAUUCAAGUACAUGCAUGUUGUAGAUUUGAGAACAAUAAGUAUUAUGUUGUACUUCGUUAAGUUUUCUUGAACAGAAUAAAAUUCAAAUGUCUGCUAUUUUUGCCAUAGUCUAUGGACAUAACAAAGAGAAGUAGUCAGCAAUUGCCUACAAAAGAUUAUGCCGUGUUUGGUGAUGUUGCAACAUUAAGAAUUGUUUUGAGAAUUAAUAAUUGUUGCUUUCUUCUUAAUUGUUCGCACUGUUGCCGGUGUAUCUUCUUGAAGUUUAGUCUUAAAACAGAGGCACCGUUCAUACUUUUCUCGAGUUAUAUGAUCAAAAAAAUUUAACAUUUUGGAAGAGUGCAAACGACAGGAUGAAAUAUGUAAUUUGAGUCCCACUCGCUGAACAUGAAAUAAGAUAGUCAUAUCGGUCACAACGCGUUACUCUUUGGAAUGACAAUAUCCUUGGAGUCUACAUAAUUCUUAUGUUUCAGUUGAAUUACUUUAAUAAAGGUCAAACUUAUUAUAAACUGAUGAAGAAUGAUCAAUAUAAUAUGAAAAUGAUAACAUAUGUGAUGAUGUUUGUCGUGGCAGACACCAUUCAUGGGAGCGGAACUAAGUUAACUAUAUCACCAAGUCCAACUACAACAAUCGACGGUAACAACAGCAUGAGUAUUUCAAAAAUAAAAAGCGUUCCUUCUGUAACGUCUAGAGCAUAUUCAACUGAAACAACCCCAUUGUUGAGGGUCAUUAACACAUUACCAUCGAUGAUCUCAUUUGAAAGUAUCUCAUCUUCGAACCCAUUCACAAUGACUAAAAUAUCUUUCUCUACUGCAUACGUAACAUCAUCAACGGUGAUAAAUAAAAUCGUGGUACCAUUACAAUCAAGACAAACACAUGCCUCAAAAGCAUCGUCUACAGGUUUGGAAUCAUCCACAUCCAAAGUUCAAAUCAAAAUGGAGACAGCAAGAAUUUAUAAUGUCUCAAAAGCAUCGUCUACAAGUUUGGAAUCAUCCACAUCCAAAGUUCAAAUCAAAAUGGAGACAGCAAGAAUUUAUAAUGUCUCAAAAGCAUCGUCUACAAGUUUGGAACCAUCCAAUACCAAAGUUCAAAUCAAAAUGGAGACCACAAGAAUUUAUAAUGUCUCAAAAGCAUCGUCUACAAGUUUGGAACCAUCCACUACCAAAGUUCAAAUCAAAAUGGAGACAGCAAGAAUUUAUAAUGUCUCAAAAGCAUCGUCUACAAGUUUGGAAUCAUCCACAUCCAAAGUUCAAAUCAAAAUGGAGACAGCAAGAAUUUAUAAUGUCUCAAAAGCAUCGUCUACAAGUUUGGAACCAUCCAAUACCAAAGUUCAAAUCAAAAUGGAGACCACAAGAAUUUAUAAUGUCUCAAAAGCAUCGUCUACAAGUUUGGAAUCAUCCACAUCCAAAGUUCAAAUCAAAAUGGAGACUACAAGAAUUUAUAAUGUCUCAAAAGCAUCGUCUACAAGUUUGGAACCAUCCAAUACCAAAGUUCAAAUCAAAAUGGAGACCACAAGAAUUUAUAAUGUCUCAAAAGCAUCGUCUACAAGUUUGGAAUCAUCCACAUCCAAAGUUCAAAUCAAAAUGGAGACCGCAAGAAUUUAUAACACGACAACUUUGUCUGCAAUUACACCGAUGAAAUUUAGCUUGCAUUCGAUACAGAAAACGUCGUUAAUGUUGAGUUCAUCAUCACCUUCACCAACUUUGAAAAAAACGCUAAUUUUUAUAACAAAAAAUGAGAAAAUACUAUGGUGGAAUGUUUCAUCAGGAACUCUGAAAGUUAUGUUUUUUGGGACAUUUAUUGCAGCGUGCAUUUUAAUCAUUCUGCUUCUGGUAACAUGUUGCUGUUGGAGAAAACAAUCAAAAGCAAAUAAAUUAAUGAAACAAAAUAAUACAUCCAAUCCUCAUGUCAAUAACACAAAUGUGACAGGACUUCCCUCCCCACUUUUACUUCGUAAGUUUUCCCAGAAGCCUGAGUCAGAUUACGACCAACCACUUGAAAACGUAGAAAAUUCUGAGAUUUCUUAUGUCAUUACAAUUGCUGGAAAUGCGUCGAACUAUGCCUCCGCUGAAGAAAAUAUAUCUGACAAUGAUGGUGAGCAACGAAAUGACGUAACAUCAAUUUAUGCAAAUGAGCUAGGUGACAAUCGAUCACAGGGUUAUGUAAAUGCCUCUUUUGAGGAAGAUGGUUAUCAAGAACUUAUAUCAACGAACCGAAACAAAGAAAAUCCUUAUACAUCGUUAAUCAAAAACAACACGAUUACCGAGCAAACUGAUUUAUAAUUCAGGAAAUGAAAGUAACGACUUUUUUCUAUCAAACACUUAGUGAUCAUAACGUCCAUAAAUGACAGGACUAAAUCUAGUUAGAAAGUUCAGAGAAUUCAUAUUUUAAUCAAACAAUACCUAUUUAAUAAAACAACUGAAUAUCAGA
Molecule: messenger RNA, 3444 nt
Organism: Xenia sp. Carnegie-2017
Lineage: Eukaryota; Metazoa; Cnidaria; Anthozoa; Malacalcyonacea; Xeniidae
Product: mucin-3A-like
Exons: 7
Coding region: 1479-3296 (605 amino acids)
Source: RefSeq, a predicted model, not a curated record